AUGCUGCUGCGGUUUGCCAUCCUGGUGGCUGGCGUGUCUGGCGCACUGCGGACCGAGUGUGAUGUCUCGACAAAUGGCGGAAAGGUUCCUCUUGUCAGUCGUAUCUCGGACUUGCUGAGCCCACGCCCAUCCUCGCAAUACAAGACAUAUUGCGGCGCGACACCGCCGGAGUUGGAGACUUGGCACAGCGAGGAGCCCUGCGACGAGGGGCUACUAUUCGUGGCACCCGGAGAGGUGGCCAGAGGGACAACGACAGACGAAGGAGCGGAUGUCGAGGGGCCAGCCAUCUUCCGAACAAACGGCGAGCUGGUGUGGACGCAGAGCGGCUGGGGACGGACACGCGACUUGAGAGUGCAGGCGGUUGGAGACCGCAGCUACAUGACAUUCUGGCGCGGCGCGAGCGGCGUUGAUGACGGAGCUGGAGGGUCAUAUGUCUUGCUGGACCAGUCUUACGAAAUGGUCAAGGAGAUCAGACCAAUUGGCGAAAUCUCAUCGCGGCCAGUCGAGCUGAAGCUCACGGAUAAUGGGACGGCGAUUAUCGUGAUGCAUAAUAUCACGCAGACAGAUAGGCUAUUUGGAGGUUUCCAGAGUGGAUGGAUCAACGACGCAAUCAUCCAAGAAGUUGACCUAACAACGAACAAACUCGUUUCCGAAUGGAGAGCGUCGCAGCAUUUUGACGUUAUCAUGAGCCAGGUCGAGAUUGAGAACCAGGGCCGCACUCGCGAGACGGCGGUCGACUUUUUUCGCGCUACAAGCAUCGAUCUCGAUCAUCACGGCAACUACGUCAUCUCGUCACGCAACAUGUGCAAUGCCGCAGCGGUGCGGCGCAGCGACGGUGAGGUACUAUGGGUGCUCGGCGGCGCGCUCAACUCGUUUGUGGACGGUUCCGCAGGACAGGCUGCUGCCAUGGUCUCCAGCCAGGGCAUUGCGUGGCACGGCGACUCGAUCUUGCUGCUGCUGGGCGGCGGGCACUUGCCAGAAGUUGAGGGUCGCGCUGGUCGCCGAACCCAUGUACGCGCAAUCCACAUCGACACGGCGGCAAACACAACCGCCCUCAUCCGCACGUACAACACUCCCGUUGGGGUGGCGGCGUCGCGCGGUUCUCCCCAAGGCAGCGUGCAGCGCCUUGGUAGCGGUAACGUCUUCGUGGGCUGGGGUGACAGCAACCUGUCGGCGGCCGCGUACACCGAGUAUUCGCCGCAGGGCCAAAUGCUGUGCUCUGCACGCUUCCGGGAGGCGGCGCGGUCGGCCAAGUUCAGGAACCCGACCGGCGGCGGCGGCGGGCGCGUCGUUUCCAAGCAUGCGUGGACGGGCGCUCCGACGGCGCGGCCAGUGAUGGCGGUGCGGCCGCAGGAGGGCGCGCUGUACGUGAGCUGGAACGGCGACACGCGAACGACGGCGUGGCUGCUGCGCAGCAACAACACGGAGCGCCGCGACGGCAGCCUGGGGGCACGUCGGGUGGCGGCGCGGACGGGGUUCGAGACGCGCAUCCCGAUCCCGCGCGACGUCGGCGAGGUUAUCGAGGUCGUCGCGGUCGACGCGCAGGGCAAGACGCUGGUGCGCUCCGAGCUGAUAUGGAGCGAGGGCGCGAGUGACCGCAAGUACCUGAGUACCCCGAUUCACAGCUAG
Messenger RNA from Cordyceps fumosorosea ARSEF 2679, 1629 nucleotides. RefSeq lists its product as hypothetical. The transcript is spliced from 3 exons. The coding region runs from base 1 to 1629 and encodes 542 amino acids. NCBI's taxonomy places the organism in Eukaryota, Fungi, Ascomycota, Sordariomycetes, Hypocreales, Cordycipitaceae. The record is from RefSeq and is a predicted model, not a curated record.